AUGGCGGUGGCGCGCGUCGACGCGGCUUUGCCGCCCGGAGAAGGAUCAGUGGUCAAUUGGUCAGGCCAAGGACUACAGAAAUUAGGUCCAAAUUUACCCUGUGAAGCUGAUAUUCAUACUUUGAUUUUGGAUAAAAACCAGAUUAUUAAACUGGAAAAUCUUGAAAAAUGCAGACGAUUAAUCCAGUUGUCAGUGGCUAAUAAUCGGCUGGUGAGGAUGAUGGGUGUGGCCAAACUGACCCAACUCCGGGUGUUAAAUUUGCCUCAUAAUAGUAUUGGCUAUGUGGAAGGACUCAAGGAACUGGUACAUUUGGAGUGGCUCAAUCUGGCAGGAAAUAAUCUCAAGGCCAUGGAGCAGAUCAAUAGCUGUACAGUGCUACAGCACCUCGACUUAUCAGACAAUAACAUACCCCAGAUAGGUGAUCUAUCAAAAUUGGUAUCCCUGAAGACUCUGCUUUUACAUGGAAACAUCAUCACCUCUCUCAGAGUGGCACCAGCUUAUCUACCCAGAAAUCUAGCUAUACUUUCCUUGGCAGAAAAUGAAAUUCGAGACUUAAACGAGAUCUCUUUCUUGGCACCCUUAACUGAAUUGGAACAGUUGUCAAUCAUGAACAAUCCUUGCGUAAUGGCAACACCUUCCAUUCCAGGGUUUGACUAUCGGCCAUAUAUCGUCAGCUGGUGCUUAAACCUCAGGGUACUGGAUGGAUAUGUGAUUUCUCAGAAGGAAAGUUUGAAAGCAGAGUGGCUCUAUAGUCAAGGCAAAGGGAGAGCGUAUAGGCCUAGCCAGCACAUCCAGCUUGUCCAGUAUUUGGCUACAGUGUGUCCUCUCACUUCUACACUGGGUCUUCAAACUGCAGAGGAUGCCAAGCUAGAGAAGAUUCUGAGCAAGCAGAGGUUUCACCAGAGACAGUUAAUGACUCAAAGCCAAAAUGAUGAUAUAUCCUCUCCUGCUCCUGUUGAAACAAAGUCACCCAUUAUACCUGAGUGUUCAAGUCCUAUUCAAGAUUGCCAAAUAGUACAGGAAAAUGAACCUGUCAUCCAAAUCAAUUCUUGGGUUGGGAUAAGCAGUAAAGAAGAGCAGUUGUAUACUGUUAAGAGCAACUUUCCAGCCUCUAUACACACUCCAAGAUAUUCUCGAAAUGAUCUGCACCUAGAAGACAUACAGACGGAUGAGGACAAGUUAAACUGUAGUUUACUCUCUUCAGAGUCUACUUUUAUGCCAGUUGCUUCAGGAUUAUCUCCAGUAUCACCUACAGUUGAACUGAGGCUACAAGGUAUUAACUUGGACUUAGAAGAUGAAGGGGUUGUAGAUGAAUCUGUGAAAAGGUUGGAAAACCAGGACUUAGAUAAGGAAGAGGAAAAAGCUUUAUGGGCUGCAAAUGAGAAUUCUAUUAAAAUUGUGCAAACUGAGAACAGUGCAGAGGUAAAUGAGAAGACUAGACUCUUACCUUGUCCUGAGUCAACAAUAACUAGUACUGGCUCAAAGGGUGAGGACCAUGUUCGUACAUCUUACCCUAAGUCAUUUGGACACAAUGUUUUCCUUACACGGUCAGAUAAUGAAGAAACCACGUGUCAAAUGGCUUCAGAGAAACUUUCCUGUAGGGGUUUGACCCAGAGAUCUGUUGCUUCAGAGCAAGAUAAAGUCUCUCUUCAAAAAUUGAAUGAAGCAGCCACCAAGCUUCAGGCCUACUGGAGGGGAUUUUAUGCUAGAAACUACAACCCUCAAGCCAAAGACGUCCGCUACGAGAUUCGCUUGCGCAGAAUGCAGGAACACAUCGUCUCCUUAACGGAUGAAAUAAGAAGAUUGAGAAAAGAAAGAGAUGAAGAGCGGAUUAAAAAAUUUGUGCAAGAAGAGGCUGUCAAAUUCCUUUGGAACCAGGUGAGAUCUCUAAAAAAUUGGCAACAGACUGUGGACCAGCGCCUCAGUUCCUGGCAUAAUGAGGUUCCUAUAUCAAGUACUCUGGUGUCAGCUAAAUCUCCACUAUUCAUCGAAAGUCAGGAUUCCUCUUCUGAUAAAAACCCAGACUGGCUCCUUGCUCCCCCUGAUGAAACUCCUCAAGAGAAAUCCUUACCAGAAUUUCCAGACUCUGGGUUUCAUUCAUCUCUUACAGAACAAGUUCACUGUUUAGAGGAUUCUUUGGAAUGUGAAAAAAGUUCCACAGAGGGCAGCGAAAGUUCCAUAAUGGGGAAUUCUAUCGACACAGUCAAAUAUGGCAGAGAGUCAGAUUUAGGGGAUGUUAGUGAGGAAAAUGGUGGAUGGAGUAAGGAACACUCAAACAGUGAACAGGAUAAUAGUUUGCUUGAACAGUAUUUAACUUCAGUUCAACAGCUAGAAGAAGCUGAUGAGAAGACAGAUGUUGAUGAAGGAAUAGGAGAUAGUAAGCUUCACAUGGCUUGUUCUCCAGAAAAAUUAGAUGCCUUAUGUGACAAUACUUCUGUAGAGACUCCUGGCGUAUCUCCUCCUUUGCAAGAUGAAGUCAGCCAGCCAUCAGAGAAGUCUGAGUUAAAUCCACAAGUUCAAGGGCAGCAGUCAGAAUGUGAAUCUCCAUUUCAGGUAUUGCAUGUUGGUAUUACUGUGUAG
This is a messenger RNA of Elephantulus edwardii (Cape elephant shrew), 2580 nucleotides long. It is a transcript of the gene CEP97, whose product is annotated as centrosomal protein 97kDa. The coding region runs from base 1 to 2580 and encodes 859 amino acids. The record is from RefSeq and is a predicted model, not a curated record. NCBI's taxonomy places the organism in Eukaryota, Metazoa, Chordata, Mammalia, Macroscelidea, Macroscelididae. The transcript has 11 exons. Gene Ontology annotation, molecular function: protein binding.